This is a messenger RNA of Mesocestoides corti, 360 nucleotides long. The record is from the annotation of a GenBank genome assembly. NCBI's taxonomy places the organism in Eukaryota, Metazoa, Platyhelminthes, Cestoda, Cyclophyllidea, Mesocestoididae.
AUGUCUACGGCUCCGAAAAGUGACGCUCCGUCGGAAACUAUAUUUGGUGGUGCCGAGGGACCUGAUGCCAUGUAUGUUAAGUUGGUUUCCUCGGAUGAGCACGAGUUCUAUGUCAAGCGUGAGUAUGCCUUGACGAGCGGGAUUAUCAAGGCAAUGUUAUCAGGACCAGGUCAGUUUCAGGAAAACGAAACUAAUGUUGUUCAUUUUCGCGAGAUUCCUUCUCACGUGCUACAGAAGGUUUGCAGUUAUUUCGCCUAUAAGGUUCGCUACAGCAAUUCUUCUUCGGAGAUUCCUGAGUUUCCCAUUGCUCCCGAGAUCAGUCUUGAAUUGUUGAUGGCGGCCAAUUUCCUAGACUGCUAA